AUGUCGGGCACCAUCCCCUCCAUGGAGACAGCCCACGAUGAGCUCAAGGAUAACACAAUCAUCAUCGUACUCGGCGCGUCAGGGGAUCUCGCGAAAAAGAAGACAUAUCCUGCUCUCUUUGGGCUCUAUCGCAUGGGUUUCCUUCCGAAAGGGGUUCACAUCGUGGGGUAUGCGCGGACAAAAAUGGACGAUGCGGAAUACCACAAGCGAAUCACCGCGUAUAUUAAGAACCCUAACAACGAUCCGGAAGUGUCUGCAAAGCUUGAGGAGUUUAAGAAGCUUUCCACGUACAUUUCUGGCGGGUACGAAGAUUCACCGUCCUUCGCGAACCUGAACAAGCACCUCGAAAAGAUCGAAUCUAGCUACGGGGUGAAGGAACGCAACCGUGUAUUCUACCUCGCGCUUCCGCCCAGUGUCUUCAUCCCUGUCGGACAACAUCUCAAGGAGCAAUGUUACGUUACCCCUGAUGUUGGCAAGUGCCGUAUCAUUGUGGAGAAGCCGUUCGGAAAAGACCUCGACUCAUCCCGCGAGCUCUUGGGUGCGCUCAAGCAGCACUGGACCGAGGACGAGACGUUCCGGAUCGACCACUAUCUCGGGAAAGAAAUGACCAAGAACCUCCUGGUAUUGCGUUUCGCCAACGUCGCGUUCAAUGCCUUCUGGGAUAAGAACUCGAUCAGUAACGUCCAGAUCACUUUCAAGGAGCCAUUCGGUACUGAGGGUCGUGGUGGCUAUUUUGAUGAGUUUGGUAUCAUUCGUGACAUCCUCCAGAACCAUCUAUUGCAAGUACUGAGUAUUCUUACCAUGGAGCGCCCUGUUUCGUUCGCUGCCGAGGACAUCCGUGACGAGAAGGUCAAAGUCUUGCGUGCAAUUCCUCCUAUCGAACGAAGUGACACACUGUUGGGACAGUAUGUGGCUGCGAAUGGCAAGCCAGGGUAUCUCGAUGAUGAUACCGUUCCCCAUAAUUCGGUCUGUCCCACGUUCGCUGCAACAACGCUGUGGAUCCACAACCCAAGGUGGGAGGGUGUUCCCUUCAUUUUGAAGGCAGGAAAAGCUUUGAAUGAGGCGAAAGUAGAAGUCCGGAUACAGUUCAAGGACGUAACAAAAGGUAUCUUUAAGGAUAUUUCGCGCAAUGAGCUCGUUAUUCGGAUUCAGCCAUCUGAGGCCGUGUACCUCAAGCUCAACACGAAAACCCCUGGUCUACACACUCGUGCAAUCCCAACGGAGAUGGACCUUACGUAUAAGCGGCGAUUCGCGGAGGCGGCGAUUCCAGAGGCUUAUGAGUCUCUUAUUCUCGAUGCGCUCAAGGGUGACCAUUCCAACUUCGUGCGUGAUGACGAGCUGGAUGUUGCUUGGAAGAUCUUCACUCCUAUCUUGCACUGGAUUGACGGCAAGAACGGCCCGGCUCCCCACCCAGUAUCGUAUCCGUAUGGUUCGCGUGGUCCGAAAGAGCUGGAGGCAUUCAUUGGCAAGUACGGCUUCAAACGGACCGUGGCUGAAUAUGAAUGGCCGAUCACGAAUCUCGCGUCAUUGUAG
Molecule: messenger RNA, 1533 nt
Organism: Fibroporia radiculosa
Lineage: Eukaryota; Fungi; Basidiomycota; Agaricomycetes; Polyporales; Fibroporiaceae
Exons: 8
Coding region: 1-1533 (510 amino acids)
Biological process (GO): pentose-phosphate shunt, oxidative branch; glucose metabolic process
Cellular component (GO): cytosol
Molecular function (GO): glucose-6-phosphate dehydrogenase activity; NADP binding
Source: RefSeq, a predicted model, not a curated record